Molecule: messenger RNA, 369 nt
Organism: Ostreococcus tauri
Lineage: Eukaryota; Viridiplantae; Chlorophyta; Mamiellophyceae; Mamiellales; Bathycoccaceae
Exons: 2
Coding region: 1-369 (122 amino acids)
Biological process (GO): rRNA (guanine-N7)-methylation; peptidyl-glutamine methylation; tRNA methylation
Molecular function (GO): protein heterodimerization activity
Source: RefSeq, a predicted model, not a curated record
AUGCGAUUGUUGGCGCACAACAUGCUCGCGUGUAACGCUAAGGGCGUCGUGAACGGGUUCCCGCUGAAAAUCGUCGUCAAGGAGACUAGGGAGACUGAGACGGAGUUUAACGCCGAAUUCUUGGUGCACAUGCUACCAAAGAUGGAGUGGGCGGCUUUCGUGAACGCGGCGAGAGAGAUCGGCGCUGGUGAACUCCCAGGGGAGAUUCCAGAUGACGCGGCGACGAACGAGGAGUUUUUGCAGGCGUUUCAUCACGCUCUCUUGGAGGUGCACGUCGAGGAAGGAACACUCGUUUGUCCGGAGAGCGGCAGAAAAUUCCCCAUCAAUAAGGGGAUCCCGAACAUGCUGUUGAACGAAGACGAGGUGUGA